CGCGUGCUGUCCAUCGUCUUCAGUACUUUGCUGCUGGGACGAGCUAUUGCAGCUCGUGGACACACAGAAGUCAAGGUAGAACUGCAGAUGGAGAGAUGGGCUGCUCGCGGUGGCUCAGUCAGACUACGCUGCGUGCACGAUGUACCGCCCCACUUGCUGGACAAAGUUGUCUUCCUACGCCACGGCACCAAAAUCUUCCAAUACAUAAGGGAUCGAAAACCACCCUAUAGGAACUUCACUACACCUGGAGCUGUGCUCAAAAUUGCUCUAGCGACUGAGAACUCCAUAAUCCUUCAAAACUUGGACUUCGCAGCCAGCGGCGGCUACUCCUGCGAAGUGUCACUUGACACUCCUAUCUACACUAAGGCAUCUAGCGAGAAACAACUCACAGUUUUCCAUCCGCAAAAACAUCAUCCACGUAUCGACUUCCCCACUCGGUACCUAAGUUUCGGCGAAAUAUUGAAAACGAACUGCACAACCGCGCCUGCGCUGCCGGCCCCGCACAUCACAUGGUUUAUAAAUGGGAAAAAGAUGGAUGAACUGGUUGCACAUUCACACAAAUUUCGUGUUCCCAUGAGUGAGCGUAACGGGCGGAGAGGUCUACAGAGGGUUCUUGAACAAGAGUCCUAUCUCAGCACCGACCCCUCCAUCCUCACCCUCACGCAUGUCUCUCACGUUGCCACUAGACCACCCGGAUGCAUGCUUAAGGAGGCAUUCUACCAGGCAGAAUCAUUAUCGGAUCUCGAAGAAACCAACAUGGUACAGGGUGUCAGCCGUCACAGAAGUCGGAGGCCGAAUCGAGGCCGUGAACUUUACGUGACAAUAUCGGAACUGCAGUUGGUCGCUACAGGAAGACUUGAGGUCACUUGCGUCAGCACCAUCCCUGAGUUCAGGAGCAUUGACGACAAGUUCGCGGACGUCAGAAACGACACCGUCAUAGUGGACGUCAUUAGGCCCUCAGUCCACGCAGAGCCUUCAACCAAUGACACCAUACAAGGUCCGAGCACUUCGAAAGGCAGCAUAGCAUUAAUACCUCUAAUUUUAGAAUUCAUAAUAAUUAUUUUACACAUUGUUUGA
Molecule: messenger RNA, 1077 nt
Organism: Pararge aegeria (speckled wood butterfly)
Lineage: Eukaryota; Metazoa; Arthropoda; Insecta; Lepidoptera; Nymphalidae
Exons: 7
Coding region: 88-1077 (329 amino acids)
Source: RefSeq, a predicted model, not a curated record